Molecule: messenger RNA, 795 nt
Organism: Pichia kudriavzevii
Lineage: Eukaryota; Fungi; Ascomycota; Pichiomycetes; Pichiales; Pichiaceae
Exons: 2
Coding region: 1-795 (264 amino acids)
Biological process (GO): ubiquitin-dependent protein catabolic process
Cellular component (GO): nucleus; proteasome core complex, alpha-subunit complex; proteasome core complex
Source: RefSeq, a predicted model, not a curated record
AUGACUUCUAUUGGUACUGGUUAUGAUUUAUCGAAUUCUGUCUUUUCCCCUGAUGGAAGAAACUUUCAGGUGGAAUAUGCCUCCAAAGCGGUGGAAAAUGCAGGAACAUCGAUUGGUAUAAAAUGCAAGGAUGGUGUCAUUCUGGCUACUGAGAAAAUAAUUACAUCUAAACUUUUGGUUCCAGGUAAAAACAAGAGAAUACAAUCCAUUGAUAGACACGUAGGCGUUGUAUAUUCUGGCUUGAUACCAGAUGGAAGACAUUUGGUUAACAGAGGUAGAGAUGAAGCACAAAGUUUUAAAUCGUUAUACAAGGAACCAAUGGGAUUGGAAGGACUUAUAAGUAGAUUAGGUUAUUACGUUCAAGCGUAUACCUGUUAUAACUCCGUGAGACCGUUUGGUAUAAACGCAAUUAUCGGUGGUGUCGAUGAUGAUGGGGCGCACUUAUAUAUGCUUGAACCAAGUGGUGUAUACUGGGGAUACCUAGGUGCUGCUACUGGUAAAGGUAGACAGGCAGCUAAGGCAGAGUUGGAGAAGUUGGAUCUGCCAAAUAUUUCUGCUAGGCAGGCUGUCAAAGAAGCAGCAAGGAUUAUACAUCUCGUUCAUGAAGACAACAAGGAUAAAGAUUACGAGCUAGAAAUCACAUGGGUGAGUAAGUCUGAAACCAACGGUCUCCACAAGUUUGUUCCGGAAGAGCUACUUGAUGAAGCAAAGAAGUUUGCAGAACAAGCUGCCGAAGGCGGAAGUGAUAGUGACAGUGAUAGUGAUAGUAGCAGCGAUGAAGAAAUGGAGAAAUAG